UUUUAACGAAGGCUAUUGAAACUCAAAAAAUUUCAUUGCAGUUGAGAGGCCGCACCUUUAAGAAAAUGAAUACAGCGAUUGUUAUAUACUUGUUAUUGUCCCUCUUGGGAUAUUCCAAGAUCAUUAUUGCAGCAUCAAUUUCUUCUGAUGUACAGGCAAUUCCCUCUGAUAUAGCAUCGCUCCCUUUCGAUGCAGUUUCUGCGGAUGAAGAACCAACCCCUUCAUUUAGUAGAGUUGUAGGAGGAGUACACGUUGAUAUUAGAGAUUAUCCUUAUCAGACUUCAGUGCAAUACUCCUCGAUCCAUAUUUGUAGUGGUUCAAUUAUAGCCGAAUCUAUUAUUCUUACAGCCGCCCAUUGUGUUUCACAAAAAUCGGUUUCACAAUUCUCCAUUCGCGCAGGAUCGAAUUUUCGAAACGUAGGUGGCGUUACAAGGGCAGCUACUGCCAUCUACGUUCCUGCAACGUAUAAUUCGAGUACCGCUGAUAUGGAUAUUGCACUCAUCUAUUUACAAUCUGCUUUAACGUAUGGAGAAACAAUUAAUGCUGUUUCAUUGGCAGCAUACAACAUUAUUAUUCCUGCUGGUUACAAUGCAACAACAACUGGAUGGGGAGAUGGCAAUUUCAGUUCCCGUCUUCGAGGUUUUACCGUGCCAUUUGUUCCCCACUCUAUCUGCCGAAACAGCUAUAACCUAACCCCAAACAUGCUCUGUGCAGGGUUUGCUCAAGAAAAUCGUAACGCUUGUCAGGGUGAAUCGGGUGGACCAUUGGUUUUAAGCCGUUACGGUCAAAUUGGAAUUGUUUCCUGGGGACGUGGAUGCUCCUACCGUGUCUAUUCCAGCAUUCCUGCUCUUCAAGAAUGGAUCUACUCAGUGAGCGGAUUAUAGAUAUAUAUGCUAUAAAUUAGUGUAAAAACAAAUAAAAUAUAUGGCAAACAAC
This is a messenger RNA of Agrilus planipennis (emerald ash borer), 936 nucleotides long. RefSeq names its product trypsin-1-like. Gene Ontology annotation, biological process: proteolysis. The record is from RefSeq and is a predicted model, not a curated record. Bases 66 to 884 code for a protein of 272 amino acids. The transcript is spliced from 4 exons. Gene Ontology annotation, molecular function: serine-type endopeptidase activity. Lineage: Eukaryota; Metazoa; Arthropoda; Insecta; Coleoptera; Buprestidae.